AUGCGUGAAACAGUGGGUAGGAAUACGCGAACAGAUGAAAACGUAUCCGAUGGCGUACGCGAGGAUCUGGAGUUCAAGACUCACUUCUCAGUGCUUGUGGCGAAGAUCAUGGACAGCAUGGCGCAUGCGGGGGUUAUAUCCAUGUACUUUCCAGACACCAUCCGCUUUGCGCUAUUCCACACUUUUGGUCUGUGGAGUGGACUGGCCGGCGCACAACACACCCACGGCCGAUCAGUCGCACUCACACACAACUCAGCCACAACGACAGCGGAGGGCUUCUAUUUCAACCAACACUCCACCACAUCAAGUAUGUUGAUGUGGAGGGGUGCGGGGCUGCCUCUGCCCUAA
Molecule: messenger RNA, 348 nt
Organism: Sphaeroforma arctica JP610
Lineage: Eukaryota; Ichthyosporea; Ichthyophonida
Exons: 2
Coding region: 1-348 (115 amino acids)
Source: RefSeq, a predicted model, not a curated record